CUACUUGUAUUAAGAUCUUCAUUGAAAUGUGGUUGGUUAAUGCAUUACUUUCUUUAUAGGCUAACAGCAUAUGUUGUAAAAGUCUUUGCCAUAGCUGCCAAAAUAGUAAAAGACAUUAGCCAUGAAAUCAUUUGUGGAGGUGUGAGGUGCCUGAUUCUGAACAGACAACAACCAGAUAGAGUGUUCAAAGAAAAUGUCCCUGUGAUCCAUGGAGAAAUGCUGGGAGGAAUUCAAGGUGCUGAACCAGAAGUAUCUUUAACAGCGUUCAUUCUGGUUGCGUUGUUGGAAUCCAAAACAAUCUGCAAUGACUAUGUCAACAGUCUAGACAGCAGCAUCAAGAAGGCCACAAAUUAUUUACUCAAAAAGUAUGAGAAACUGCAAAGGCUCACAGCCUAUGCUCUGGCUGCUGCAGAACGACUCAAUGAUGACAGGGUACUCAUGGCAGCAUCAACAGAAAGGAAUCAUUGGGAAGAAUACAAUGCUCACACCCACAACAUUGAAGGCACUUCCUAUGCCUUGUUGGCCCUGCUGAAAAUGAAGAAAUUUGAUCAAACUGGUCCCAUAGUCAGAUGGCUGACAGAUCAGAAUUUUUACGGGGGAACAUUUGGACAAACCCAAGCAACAGUUAUGGUGUUUCAAGCUCUUGCUGAAUAUGAGAUUCAGAUGCCUACCCAUAAGGACUUAAACUUAGAUAUUGUUAUUAAACUGCCAGAAUGAGAACUACCUAUAAAGUACAGAAUUGAUAUUACUAAUGCUCUCCGAGUCCUGACAAUAGAGACCAAACUCAACCAAGACUUUGUUGUGUCAGCAUCAGGUGAUGGAAAAGCAGCAAUGACCAUUUUGACAUUCUAUAACACACAGUUGCAGGAGAAGGCAAAUGUUUGCAACAAAUUCCAUCUUGAUGUUUCUGUUGAAAACAUCCACUUGAACUUCAAACAUGGAAAGGGAGCCAAGGGAGCCCUCAUGCUCAAGAUCUGCACGAGGUAUCUGGGAGAAGUUGAUUCUACAAUGACAAUAAUUGAUGUUUCUAUGCUGACUGGUUUUCUCCCUGAUGCAGAAGACCUUACGAGGUCUCUCAGGUGUACAUCCCCAGUUUCCUUGAGGUUAUUCGGAUGGAGUUUUGGGUGGGGGGGAAUUAUCUCCAUGGGUAAACUGGCACCCACAAAUGAUCUUCUCUCUCCAUUCCAGGUCUCCCACACUGAAGAUGAAUGCCUGCAAUUUAAGAUUCUCAAGCAUUUUGAAGUUGGCUUCAUUCAGCCAGGAUCAGUCAAGGUGUACAGCUACUACAAUCUGGGUGAAAAAUGUACCAAGUUCUACCAUCCGGAUAAAGGAACAGGCCUUAUCAAUAAGAUAUGUGAUGGUAACGUUUGCCGAUGUGCAGAAGAAACCUGUUCCUUGCUCAACCAGCAGGAAAAGAUUGAUCUUCAGUUACGAAUUCAAAAAGCCUGCGCCCCAAAUGUGGAUUAUGUCUACAAAGCCAAGCUGCUUCGAAUAGAAGAAAAAGAUGAUAAUGAUAUCUAUGUCAUGGACGUUUUAGAAGUUAUUAAAGCAGGCAGUGACCAAAAUCCAUAAGCAAAGGCCCGCCAGUAUAUAAGUCAAAGGAAAUGCCAGGAGACUCUGAAUCUGAAGGUGAAUGAUGAUUAUCUGAUCUGGGGUCUCAGCAGUGACCUGUGGCCCAUGAAAGAUAAAAUUUCCUACCUCAUUACAAAGAACACCUGGAUUGAGAGAUGGCCACAUGAAGACGAAUGUCAGGAUGAGGAAUUCCAAAAAUUGUGUGAUGACUUUGCUGAUUUGUCCAACACACUGACUGUGUUUGGCUGCCCUAAUUAAGGUACAGAAGAAUCAAUGAUAGGAAGGAAAUUCUCAGAAGGCAGAUUUUUGAGCCAAUACAUAUAUGUUACUUUGCCUCUUGAUCUUUUAGUUUUAUGUCAAUUUUCUCUGUUAUUUUCCCUUAAAUUGUUUAUACAUAAAAUAAAUAAUUGAUUCCUUACUUUGGUAUGUUCUUGAUUUUUAAUAAACAAUGGUGAUUCAUGAUUAUUAAUUUUUCUUCUGAUCCAUCCAAUAUUUGAAGUGCUCUGAGCAGAUUAUGGAGUAAUGUUUUAGUGAUAGAUGAAUAAG
Molecule: messenger RNA, 2118 nt
Organism: Notechis scutatus (mainland tiger snake)
Lineage: Eukaryota; Metazoa; Chordata; Lepidosauria; Squamata; Elapidae
Source: RefSeq, a predicted model, not a curated record